CCGUCCCACAUCCCAUCUCCUGCUGGAGCUCAGACAUCAACAGACAACAUGUGUCGGAGUCUCCCCGGCCUGCUGCUGCUGCUGGCCCUGGCCUGCCUGGCCCGGUCCGGCUCAGCUCAGCCCGUCGACAGCCAGGCCGAGCUGAAGGAGGUGCAGGCCGCCCUGGAGGAGCUGAGGGCCGAGAGACGAGCCAUGAGCGAGCGUCUGGAUGCGGCCGAGCGGGAGAUGAAGAGAAUCCAAGAAACGCCCAAAAUCGCCUUCGCAGCCUCGCUGGGAGGAAAUGGCCUCGUGAAGACGACUAACGGCAACAAAGACCUCGUCUACAAGGACGUCCUGACCAACGUGGGCGGAGCUUACAACCCCGCCACAGGUGUGUUCACCGCCCCAAUUCGCGGAGUCUACUACGUCCGCUUCACCGCCAACGCUCCCACCGACUUCCCCAUGAGCGCCGUGCUCUACAAGAACGGCGCAGAGAUCCAGCUGAUCGCCCACGAGCAGACGUCCGGCGAGGGCAGCGACACGGCGUCCAACGGCGCCACCGUACUGCUGGAGCGCGGCGACACUCUCUCCAUGAAGCUGUGGCAAAACACUCAGAUCUGGGACAACAGCAACCACCACAGCACGUUCAGCGGCUUCCUGCUGUUCCCCAUGGUGGACGAACCUCCGACAGAAAACGCCGAGGUCAACCUGAAGACUCUUCAGGCUUCACUGACUCAGCUUCAGGCUGAACACUCAGAAAUCAGGGAGAAGCUGGAGGCCACAGAGAAGCAGCUGAAGGUCAUGACAGACGUACCGAAGGUGGCGUUUGCCGUUUCUCUCGGCGGUGACGGUCUUCAGAGGACGACGUCGGGAAGCAAAACACUCGUCUACAAAGACGUGCUGACCAACAUCGGACAGGCGUACAACUCGGAGACCGGUGUGUUCACGGCACCGACUCGCGGAGUCUACUACGUCCGCUUCACCGCCAACGCUCCCACCGACUUCCCCAUGAGCGCCGUGCUCUACAAGAACGGCGCAGAGAUCCAGCUGAUCGCCCACGAGCAGACGUCCGGCGAGGGCAGCGACACGGCGUCCAACGGCGCCGCCCUGCUGCUGGAGCGCGGCGACACUCUCUCCAUGAAGCUGUGGCAAAACACUCAGAUCUGGGACAACAGCAACCACCACAGUACGUUCAGCGGCUUCCUGCUGUUCCCCAUGUGAGGACCGACACCACGGAACCAGAACUCAGACGACAGCAUCUCAGGUUGGAUUGAGGUUCAAAUAAAAACAGCUCAUGAACUACUCAAA
This is a messenger RNA of Scophthalmus maximus (turbot), 1287 nucleotides long. RefSeq lists its product as uncharacterized. Lineage: Eukaryota; Metazoa; Chordata; Actinopteri; Pleuronectiformes; Scophthalmidae. The transcript is spliced from 8 exons. The record is from RefSeq and is a predicted model, not a curated record. Gene Ontology annotation, molecular function: protein binding. Bases 49 to 1200 code for a protein of 383 amino acids.